AUGAGUGAAUUAAACAAAACUUCUGCAAAUAUCAGUACUCAAAUCGAUUACACGACACCAACACCACGCUUUUCAGUGACGAACGAUAAUACAUUAAAUGAUGGUCUGGCUUAUUUGAUGGAGAACGGCUAUGUUGUUAUCAGUGAUAUCAUGAAUCAAGAUGAAAUCACUGAAAACAAAGAUUUACUAUGGAAAUUUCUUGAAAAUGUUGGCGAUGGUACCAUUCAACGAAAUGAUCCUGACACAUGGUCAAAUGGAUGGCCAAGUUUCAGCACUCAUGGUGUCAUUAGUGGAUAUGGUAUUGGUCAAUCCGAUUUUCUGUGGAAUGUUCGAUCGAAUCGAAAAGUUAAAAAAGUCUUUGCUCAACUGUGGAAUGAUCAGCAGUUACUGGUUUCCUUCGAUGGAUGUGGUAUAUUUCGUGAUUGGCGUUACAAUCCAACAUGGAAAACAUCUGGUGGUUGGAAUCAUGUCGAUCAAAAUCCAAAAUUAAAACCCGACCGAUGUUGCAUUCAAGGUUUGGUUUCAUUAACUGAUCAAAAUGAAAAAACGGGUGGUCUUAUUGUUUAUCCACGAACACAUUUACGUUUUACUGAAUUGUCCGAUGUGACAAAAAAUGCCAAUGACUUUGUCAAAGUUUCUGAUGAUCAUUCAAUUAUGAAUCAAGGUAAAACGCUUGGUAAACUCGUACAUUGCCGAGCAGGUGAUCUGAUCCUUUGGGAUAGUCGUACAAUCCAUUGUAAUUCACCGGCAACUGCUUCUGAAGAACGAAAUAAAAAUGAACCUGUCGAUCUCUUACGUAUCGCUAUUUAUGUUUGCAUGAGUCCAAUUUCUUUUGUAUGUGGUCAAACAGUUGAUGAAUUUCGAGAAAAACGAAAACAAAUGCUAGAAAAGAAUUGUACUUUAACACAUUGGAGUACAGAACUUGUUUUAGGAGGUGGCCUCAAUACUGAUUUACCUAAAAUACCAAUCAAUAAAUUCAAUACUUAUCAAAAAGCUCUUAUUUUUGGUUUUGAUGAUAAUAAUGAGGAACAAACAUCAAUAUAA
This is a messenger RNA of Rotaria sp. Silwood2, 1044 nucleotides long. NCBI's taxonomy places the organism in Eukaryota, Metazoa, Rotifera, Eurotatoria, Philodinida, Philodinidae. The record is from the annotation of a GenBank genome assembly.